Cantharellus anzutake is the source of this 1182-nucleotide messenger RNA. RefSeq lists its product as uncharacterized. Lineage: Eukaryota; Fungi; Basidiomycota; Agaricomycetes; Cantharellales; Hydnaceae. The record is from RefSeq and is a predicted model, not a curated record. Bases 1 to 1182 code for a protein of 393 amino acids. The transcript is spliced from 5 exons.
AUGCUUAAGCUGGAAGCUGGUAUCUUUCUCCGAGUCUUCAGGUGCCAGGAUAAACAACUCAUGCAUGGCCACCUUCACCUCUGUUGCUCUGACCUUCCUGCUAGCUGUGCUGCUACUGGGAGAAUGGGCUGUACUUCCAAUGAAUAUAUGUGUACAUUCUGCAAUGCGACGAUUGGAAGUCUAGCCGAUCCAACUGGAUUUGAUCUCAACUAUUUACGGCCAACUAGUGACAGCCGACUCCUACGAUAUUCCUUUAUGUGGUCAGAGACCGAGAACCUUGAUCAACGGGAAUUUUUGACGAGGCGUAGUGGGAAACGGUGGUCACCACUUGACCAGUUACCAGGCUGGAUGCCUUCAAGGGACAACCCGGUCGACUUUAUGCAUUCUUCCCUCCUAGGGAUUGUCAAACAUGUUUCCUGCGAAAUCCUUCUAAGAGGCGGCAUGUUUAUUCGGAAGGCCAAUCAAUCAAAUCCACUUGAGAAGUUCGAGUCCUUCAUCCAGAAUGCGAUACUAUGGCCAGCUUCGGUUGGGAGGCUUCCAAAAAAUGUCAGAACAAUGGCCUAUCUGGCGCAGGCGCUUUCUGGAGGACGUGUCAAGGCAGAUGAAUGGAGAAAUCUAGCAGCCAUUCUCUUCAUAGCACUAUACGCAAGUUGGCAAGAAGAUGGCAUGAUUCCUAAUGAAGAGGCUCCACUCCCGUCGCAUCAAAAUCUGACUGUGGCAAAAUCGAUGAUUGCUCAGGCAAAACUCGUGCAGAAGCGUCGUCAAAAGUUUCUUGCUUCACUGAAUAUCGCUAGGAAUCAGGAUGGGAACAACCCAAGCCCCCCAUCGCCUCGAAGAAACUAUGCAAGGCACUACAAUAAUGUUCUUAAAGUCUGGACACAGAGCGGAAGCAUCUCUGACUACAUGCGUGCACAUGCUUGCCUAGUGCAAGCGUUUCAGGAUUGGGCUGCUAUGGGAUGUCAUCUUGUCCCAUAUUGUCACAUAGCGCUUCAUAUGCUGGAAGGUCUGAGGUGCAAUGGCCCUGUAUAUGCGACCUGGUGCUUUGGGCCCGAACGUCACAAUAGGAUUCUUGCGAAUGUGAAUCAUAAUGGCCAUGGUGCGGGAGAGCUCGAAAGCACAAUGGCCCGUGCUUGGCUGAAGAUGCAGCUGCUGCAAGAGCUGGUUCGUCUACUACGGACUUAA